AUGUCACGCUACUACACAGACGGCGCCGGGCGUGCCCCCUCCCCCGAUCCCGAACUCGAGUACGACCAGCAUCGCGGACGGUACACCGACACCUCGGCCAUGCGCCCCUUACGCAACGACUACCAGGAGCCCACAUAUAGGGACCCGAGCUUCGACGUGCGCGCCGACUUUGACGGCUUAGGCCCGCGCUGGAGCGAGAUGCACGGAGUCGCCAAGCACGAGACCGGAAGCGGACUCGGGUUCAAGAUGCAGGAGCCGAACGACCCGGAGAUGGUGUCCGUGCCGGUGCUGGGCCCGGAAUGGACCAAGGCGGAGCUGCGCGGUAUCUCGAACCGUGGUAAGAACGACCGGAUUCGGGACAAGCGCGUGAAGAACUGGCGGGCAUGGAACCGCGACCAGAAGGGCUGUUGCGGCGUCAAGUGGCUCACGCGGACUGUGUUUGUCUUCUUCGUCUUCUUCUUCCUCGCCGCGCUCAUCGUGACGCUCUACUUCGUCAUUCCGCGUGCGGUCAAGUUUGAGUUCUACCAGCCGGACCCGCUGUCGAUCAACAACGACACACUCGUCUUCAACCGCGUCCCGACCAACUUCUCCUUCAACGCCGACCUGCACCUCAUGGCGGAUGCUUCGAGCUCCUACGUCCCCGUCCAGAUCAAGGCGGACGCGACCGUCCUCGACCUCCGCACGAGCAAGGUCAUUGCCAGGGGCACGCUCGAGCGCCGGACGCUCGACCACAAGUCGAACAUUCCCAUCUUCUUCCCCGUUACGUUCGAGUACGCCGCUGUCAACACGUCAGACGCCACCUGGGACUACAUGUACAAGGCAUGCCAGCACCGCUGGAACGGCGUGCAGCGCGGCGACAUUGAGCUCCGCGUCGAGGUCAAGCAGAGCAUCAUCGGCGUCGUCGGACACCCCAUCUCGGCGUCCAGCGUGCACUCGGUCCCGUGCCCGGCAGAGCUCGGCGAGCAGGUCUAG
Molecule: messenger RNA, 972 nt
Organism: Trichosporon asahii var. asahii CBS 2479
Lineage: Eukaryota; Fungi; Basidiomycota; Tremellomycetes; Trichosporonales; Trichosporonaceae
Exons: 2
Coding region: 1-972 (323 amino acids)
Source: RefSeq, a predicted model, not a curated record